Messenger RNA from Olea europaea var. sylvestris, 1012 nucleotides. RefSeq names its product putative disease resistance protein RGA3. The transcript is spliced from 3 exons. The record is from RefSeq and is a predicted model, not a curated record. NCBI's taxonomy places the organism in Eukaryota, Viridiplantae, Streptophyta, Magnoliopsida, Lamiales, Oleaceae. Bases 25 to 702 code for a protein of 225 amino acids. Gene Ontology annotation, biological process: defense response to fungus.
UGCACUACCUUGUUUUCAACCCUAAUGAUUGAGAGUUUUGAUGAUUUGUCAUCUCUACCAGAAAAUUUCCUCAGAAAUAAUUGUCUCCUCACGAGCUUGAAGAUCAAAUCUUGCCAGACACUUCAGCUCCUUGGUUCAGGUUUCAGAUGCCUGACUUCCCUUAAAUCCCUGAACAUUCAAUGGUGUGAACAACUCUCCUUGCUGCCAGAAGGAUUUGAAAACCUCAAUGCUUUGGAGUGUUUCGAAAUCAGUGACUGCCACAGUAUUGAAACUCUUCCAGAGAAUCCAAUUGGAGGUUUGAUAUCUCUUCAGAUCUUGUCAAUUGAGAACUGCAGUAGACUGAGUUCCGUAUCAGUUGGACUUCAAUAUCUUAUAGCUCUCAAACACUUAAACAUUAUGUACCGUCCAAAUCUAGCUGGUUUGCCAGAUAGUUUAGAGCACCUUACCUCCCUUUUAAGUUUGGCCAUCAUAUACCGCCCUCUGAUAGAAUGUUUGCCCUUGAGAACUCUAGCAAUAUCAGAAUGCCCUAAUAUAAAAUCUUUGCCUGUUGCUUUUCGACACCUGACAAAACUCCAGCAACUGUCUAUUCAAGACUGCCCCGAUCUCCAAAGUUGUUGCCAGGGAGAUAGAGGUGAAGAUUGGUGGAAAGUUUCUCAUGUCCCGCAUAAAUAUAUCUUCUCAUCUCAGAAGCUGAGCCAGUAAUUCAGGUUACCAGCCUCUUGGCUUGAAAAGUGUCUCUUUUGCAAAUUAAGGUCACUUGGCUUUAAUGUCUUUCUUGAAAUGCCUGAACUGUUGAAAUAAUGUCUUAACUUGAAGCGACGGAGAUAGCCAAAUUACAGCUAUGUAAAAGCAUGCUUCUGCAACUUCAAUGCUGGUUCCUUCUGUUGUUUAUCUGAUGCAAAGUACCGCUCUGUUUCUUAUCUGCGUUCUUAUGAUGAUUGUUGAAUCUAGUACUCAAUUUGGUGCUAUGGGCUAUGGCCUUAGCCCUUAGGCCAAGAAGUCGGAAAAACAU